Molecule: messenger RNA, 1605 nt
Organism: Pleuronectes platessa (European plaice)
Lineage: Eukaryota; Metazoa; Chordata; Actinopteri; Pleuronectiformes; Pleuronectidae
Product: pyruvate dehydrogenase [acetyl-transferring]-phosphatase 1, mitochondrial
Exons: 5
Biological process (GO): protein dephosphorylation
Molecular function (GO): cation binding; protein serine/threonine phosphatase activity
Source: RefSeq, a predicted model, not a curated record
UUCUGCAGGUUUUGUUCGUCCUGCUGGUUCCCACAGGCAGUGGCCAUGCUGGGAAGGAUGGGAACGUUGACUGGACGUUGCAGGUUUGAGCUCAAGCAGCGCCGCUCGCUCUCCUCCCCAGUCCUACCAAGACUUCAUUACCCAGCAGGCAGUGGGGGCAGGAAGGACAGGACAGGACAGGAGGCGGGACAGAUGAGCUUGGCUCAGAUCAACUCCAUCCUAAAGGCCAACGAACACAGCCACACCCCCCCCAGGGGACCGGCCUCCCACGGUGUGCUGGGUUUCCAUAGCAACAUGCUGCAAUCCAAUCAGCCCAGUGAGGACCGUCGCAGCAGCGCCACCUACCUGCCGGGGAGGGGGGGCCUGCUGUUCGGAGUGUUCGACGGCCACGCGGGGCCGGCGUGUGCCCACAGCGUCAGCCAGCGGCUCUUCUACUACAUCGCUGUGGCCAAGCUGCCACUGGGAACACUGGCGGAGCUGGAACGCGCAGUGGAGGAGGAGCGGGCCGUACCACCGCUGCUGGAGUGGCACCAACACCCACAGGACCACAGCUCCCCCCACGGAGGAGCCACCUCCUCCCACAGCCUGAGACUCUACUGGCAGGAGCGGCUCCAGGACCAGGACCAGGACCAGGACGAGGACCAGGACCAGGACGAGGACCAGGACCAGGAGGACGGCAGGGUGACCCCGGCGCUGGUGAAUGCUUUCCGUCGUCUGGACUGUGACCUGUCUGUGGAGGCCCAGGUCCACCUGUCCACGUCCAGACGUCUCUCUCUCCCUGGGGAGAGGUCUCAGUCCUCCCCGCUCCGGGUGGCGCUCUCCGGCUGCACCGCCUGCGUCGCCCACAUCUGUAACGGCGUCCUGCACGUGGCCAACCUGGGAGACAGUCGGGCCGUCCUGGGGGUCCAGGAGCCGGACGGGCGCUGGUCGGCUGUCAGCCUCACCAACGACCACAAUGCACAGAACCCUGAUGAGCUGCAGAGGAUCCUAGGGGAACACCCGGCGUCAGAGAGGAGGACAGUGGUCCGCCACGAGCGCCUGCUGGGUCUGCUGCUGCCGUUCAGGGCCUUCGGAGACGUCCGCUUCAAGUGGAGCAGAGAGAUGCUGAGUCGGGUCCACGAGGCUCGAGUGGACCUCCGGUCUGUGGUCGGGGAGGGGGUCCGGACUCCGGCACCUCAUUACCUGACUCCACCCUAUCUGAGCGCCCAGCCGGAGGUCAUCCGCCACCGCAUCAGACCCUCCGACAAGUUCCUGGUCCUAGCAACUGAUGGAUUAUGGGAGUUGAUGCACAGACAGACUGUGGUCCAGCUGGUGGGGGAACUACUGACAGGCCUUCAGCAGCAGAGACCCCUGGUGCCGAGCAGAGGCAUGACGCUGGGUGGACUGCAGCGCCUCCUGCUGGAGAGAAGGGGACAAGUGAUGUCUGUGCUGGAGGACCAGAACGCCGCCACACACCUGCUGCGCCACGCGCUGGGGGACGAUGGGUACGGAGCCGUGGCCCCGAACCGUUUGGCCAAGAUGCUGAGUCUGCCAUCAGAGCUGGCACGGAGGUACCGUGAUGACAUCACCAUCACCGUCAUCCACCUGAACGAGCCCGACCUUUGA